Molecule: messenger RNA, 528 nt
Organism: Trichoplax adhaerens
Lineage: Eukaryota; Metazoa; Placozoa; Uniplacotomia; Trichoplacea; Trichoplacidae
Exons: 5
Biological process (GO): positive regulation of hippo signaling
Cellular component (GO): cytoplasmic side of apical plasma membrane; cytoskeleton
Source: RefSeq, a predicted model, not a curated record
AAGGACCUUCUUGAACGUAUUGCUUCCUCCUUGUCAAUACGUGAAACUUACUUAUUUGGUUUAACUCAACUUCGAGAUGGAGAGCACUAUUUAAUUGAUUUAAACGAGAGAAUAUCUAAAUAUGCUCCUAGCAAAGUAAAAGGAGAGGUAUCUAAAGAUCCUUCAACAGGAUUCAUCUUAUAUUUUCGUGUCCAAUUUUAUACCGAUAGUGUUACGAAAAUUCAGGAAGAUACUACCAGAAAUCAAUACUAUUUGCAGUUGAAAAAAAAUAUCGUUCGGUGCUACAUUUCUUGUACCGAAGAAUUGUGCUUUAAAUUGGCCUCUUAUGCGCUACAAGCAGAUUUUGGUGAUUUUACAAACUGUUCAGGAGAAUACUUCGAUCCAGAACAGUACUUUCCACCAUGGGUCAUCGAGACUAGAUCAAGAAAUUUUAUUUUACGCUAUUUACCUAAUGUACAUCGUGAUCACUUAGGCAUGUCUCGUAAAAAGGCCAAAUUUCUCUAUAUCCAGGUUAGUUGCGUUAGCUGA